AUGGCGACCAUAGACCCAUCCUCGUUGAAGCCGGCGCAAGAGACUGCUCAUAUCGAGAAUGUUGAGAGCUUGCAAGCCCCAGAUAUCAAUAAUAAAGUAAUAGAGCUCAUUGACUCUCUCCAAAAGAAGAAUGACUCCAUCGAGAAGAGACUCGCCCAGCUCGAAGGGAAAUCAAACGCAAAGGACGUCUUUGUGGGUGCCAUCGACCAAGGCACCACCAGCUCUAGAUUCCUAAUCUUCGACCAAAGAGGAGAACCAAUUGCCUCCCACCAGGUUGAGUUCAAACAAAUCUAUCCGCAUUCAGGCUGGCACGAACAUGACCCCGAGGAGCUCAUCUCGUCUGUCCGCGUGUGCAUCGAGAAGGCGACGCAAGAAUUAGAGCGCAAGGGCUUCUCGAAGAACCAGAUCCAGUCCGUCGGCAUCACGAAUCAGCGCGAAACGACAGUCGUGUGGGACAAGACCACUGGCAAAGCUCUGCACAACGCCAUCGUAUGGACGGAUAUCCGCCAACAAGCGCUUGUUCGCGAACUCAAGCAGCGUGAGGGCGCAGAUGGCCUUCUUGACCUGUGCGGUCUCCCACUAUCCACAUAUCCGUCCGCUACGAAGCUACUGUGGCUGUUGAAGAAUGUCAAGGAAGUCGCUGAUUGCUACGAAGCGGGCAACCUUGCGUUUGGUACUGUUGAUGCGUGGCUGGUGUACAAGCUCAACGGCGGCAAGGCCGCAGACGUCUACGUUUCCGAUGUCACGAAUUCGUCCCGGACUAUGUUUAUGAACAUUGAGACGAGAAAGUACGACGAUAAGCUCAUCAAGUUCUUUGACAUCGACACAACAAAGGUCUUGCUACCCAAGAUUGUGCGCUCUUCUGACAGGGAGGCAUUUGGCAAGCUCAGCUCCGGCAUCCUGAAAGACGUUCCAAUCGCCGGUGUUCUCGGCGAUCAGUCCGCCGCUCUGGUCGGCCAGAAAGGAUUCGAGGCUGGUCAGGCCAAGAACACAUAUGGCACAGGCUGUUUCUUGCUCUAUAAUGUCGGCAGCAAGCCCGUCAUCUCGAAGAAUGGACUCCUUGCCACAAUCGCGUACGAUUUCGAUGGAACCCCAGCUUAUGCCCUAGAAGGAAGCAUUGCCGUGGCAGGUCAGGGCAUCAAGUUCCUGCGCGACAACCUCGGCAUGAUCAACAGUGCAGAGGAAAUCAAUGAACAUGCUGCUGCUGUAGAUGAUAAUGGUGGCGUUGUGUUCGUCACGGCCUUCAGCGGGCUCUUUGCGCCGUACUGGGUCGACGAUGUGCGCGGCACAAUCCUCGGCAUCACGCAACAUACACAAAAAGGCCAUAUCGCUCGCGCAACAAUGGAGGCCACUUGCUUUCAGACAAAAGCCAUCCUGGAUGCCAUGGAGAAAGACUCGGGCAAGAAGUUGACGCAGCUGGCCGUUGAUGGCGGUAUGAGCAACUCCGAUCUCGCCAUGCAGACCCAAGCAGACCUCAUUGGCAUCCCUGUAGAGCGCCCGAACAUGCGCGAGACGACGGCGCUAGGUGCCGCAAUUGCAGCGGGCUUUGCUUAUGGCGUGUGGAAGAGUUUCGAUGAUCUGAAGACGGUGAAUACGGAGGGAAGCACGACGUUUGAUCCGGCGAUGGACAAGGAGCAGAGUGAGAAGAUGUAUGAGAGGUGGGAGAAGGCGGUGAAGCAGGCGAGUGGAUUCGUGUAG
Messenger RNA from Pseudovirgaria hyperparasitica, 1698 nucleotides. RefSeq names its product glycerol kinase. The coding region runs from base 1 to 1698 and encodes 565 amino acids. Lineage: Eukaryota; Fungi; Ascomycota; Dothideomycetes; Acrospermales; Acrospermaceae. The transcript has 5 exons. Gene Ontology annotation, cellular component: mitochondrion. Gene Ontology annotation, molecular function: glycerol kinase activity. The record is from RefSeq and is a predicted model, not a curated record. Gene Ontology annotation, biological process: glycerol-3-phosphate biosynthetic process; glycerol metabolic process; triglyceride metabolic process.